Lizanozyma spartinae is the source of this 843-nucleotide messenger RNA. RefSeq names its product ditrans,polycis-polyprenyl diphosphate synthase (gene RER2). Gene Ontology annotation, molecular function: ditrans,polycis-polyprenyl diphosphate synthase [(2E,6E)-farnesyl diphosphate specific] activity. Bases 1 to 843 code for a protein of 280 amino acids. NCBI's taxonomy places the organism in Eukaryota, Fungi, Ascomycota, Pichiomycetes, Serinales, Debaryomycetaceae. Gene Ontology annotation, cellular component: lipid droplet; endoplasmic reticulum; dehydrodolichyl diphosphate synthase complex. The transcript has a single exon. The record is from RefSeq and is a predicted model, not a curated record.
AUGUUGGAAUGGAUCUCCAGAUUUCCCGGAUAUGACCAUGUGCUUGGUUCUAUCAAGACAAUAGUGGGAAAUAUUAUUCUGACAGGACCUGUUCCUCGACAUGUGGGGCUUAUAAUGGAUGGGAAUAGAAGAUAUGCAAAGAAAGAACAUAUUGAACUUCGAGAAGGUCAUAGUUUAGGAUUUGAGUCUAUGGCCAAGAUCUUGGAGCUUUUAUAUGAAUCAGGAGUAGAAUGUGCUAGUGUGUAUGCUUUCCUGAUUGAGAACUUCAAACGACUGAGUUAUGAAGUCGAAUGGUUGAUGCAAUUGGCUAAAGACAAGUUUACUCAAAUAAGUAAUCAAGGUGAGUUGGCUGAAGAGUAUGGAAUAAAGAUAAAAAUAUUGGGGAACGUUAAACUACUUCCUAAGGAUGUUCAGGAUGUGUUACAUCAAUCCGAAGAAAUGACAAAACAUAAUACUAGAGCUGUCCUUAAUGUUUGUAUUCCAUAUACUUCAAGAGAUGAAAUCACCCAUCUGAUUCAGCAAAUAGUUGCUCAUGAAAAUGAAGAUGAUGAAGAUGAAGAUGAUUUUUUUAUUGAUGAAUCAACCAUUUCAAAUUACUUAUACACUAAUGAAUCGCCUCCACUUGAUUUGUUAGUACGAACGUCAGGUACUUUUAGACUAAGUGAUUUCUUACUUUGGCAGUGUGUUGAUCCUCAUUGUGCUAUAGUCUUUGUCGAUAAGAUGUGGCCAGCUUUUACACCGUUUGAUAUGUGCAAGAUCUUGAUUAAUUGGGGGUUCAAUAAUUAUUGGUAUGGUCAUAGUUCAGGGUUUGUUCGAAGGAAACAAGUUAAGGACACAGUAUAG